Osmerus eperlanus (European smelt) is the source of this 297-nucleotide messenger RNA. Its product is annotated as putative fibroblast growth factor 1. The transcript is spliced from 3 exons. Gene Ontology annotation, molecular function: growth factor activity; fibroblast growth factor receptor binding. The record is from RefSeq and is a predicted model, not a curated record. Bases 1 to 297 code for a protein of 98 amino acids. Gene Ontology annotation, biological process: positive regulation of transcription by RNA polymerase II; cell differentiation; lung development. Gene Ontology annotation, cellular component: cytoplasm; nucleus. Lineage: Eukaryota; Metazoa; Chordata; Actinopteri; Osmeriformes; Osmeridae.
AUGGUCGCUGGUAUAGCGCCAGAAGAGCGUUGUGUGGACGCUGCCUUGACUCGCCUGUAUUGCAUGAAUUGCGGACAUCAUUUGCAAAUUCUUCCCGAUGGGACAGACACAGGCCAGAGAGACUGUAUUGUUGACAUAGCUGCCGUGUCUGCAGCGGUGCUGCGCGUGAAGGCUGUGGGACGGGCGGUAGUGGCGAUCAAGGGAACAGAGGCAGGAAGAUACCUGGCUAUGAACAAAGACGGACCGCUGCUUGGUUCUGUGAGUAAUAAAACCUUGAAAACAGUCCAUAUACCUUAA